AUGGGUAAUUCGGCAGCUCAUAGAAAUAAUUCAACAGCAGUCUCGACUGCUAUUACAUCAAAAGAUCCAAGUUCAUUUGUUUAUCAAGAUUUAAUUUUUCAUGUUCAAUCAAUUCAAUAUCGAAUGAUUGAAAUCUCCCAAUAUCUUGAUGAUCAAUGGAAAGAGAAACAGAAGAUACAAAAAGAAUUGAAAUCACGUUCAAUAACAUUUGUUGAUCCAUAUGGUAAUUCAAUGACUAAUAAAUAUAUGGACCAUGAGUUUAUCAGUACAUUGUUUACGAAAUAUAAAAAGAACUAUGUACCAAAAUAUUUACAAAAGUGGAUUAAAAUUGGAACAAUGAAUCAAAAUAAUAUUUCGGCAUUGAUUGAUUCAGAACUGAAAUCAUCUGUAUUUGAAUAUCCAGAUGGUUAUCAAUUUAUUACAUAUGGUGAAGUAAAAAUCUUGAUAGUAAAUUGUGAAGGUAUAUCGUCUCAACAAUUGAUCCUAUCAGUUCUUCUAACAGAUACUAUAGAAAAGAUUCAAAUGCAAAUAGAGAAACGUCUAAAGUUGUCAAAUAUUCAACUAAAAUCUUUUAUAUCAGAUCAAGAUUCUCAAGUAAAUAAACAAAAUUGGAAUGAAGGUAAAAUACUCAAAGCAAAUGAUACUGUCAUGUCAUCUAAAUUAUAUGAAGAUAAUUGUAUCAUUAUAGCAAAAAUUCUUCAAGAAAAAAAUGAUACUGGAAAAUCCAUUGGUCAAUUUCAAAUUUUUGUGAAAACUCUUACUGAAAAGACAUUUACAAUAGAAGCUGAUUCUAACACAGAUAUAGCUUCUGUGAAAGCAUUGAUUGAAAACACAGAAGGUGUUCCUCCUGAUCAGCAACGUUUAAUAUUUGCUGGAAUACAGCUGGAAGACCAUCGAACUCUUUCAGAAUAUAAAAUACAAAUGGAAUCUACAAUUUAUAUGGUACUACGUUUACGUGGUGGAAUGUAUCAUUUUACGAGCGGUCGACAAGAUUUUCAAAACUUACCAGAUUCAGAAGCCGAAGCAAUAAAAAAUGUUCUUGCUUUCGAAUUUAAAUAUAUGAAUCAUUUUAAACGUGUGCCACUGGCUGAACUACAAAAUUUUCUUUUACAAGGACAAGCUGUUCUUUCAAAAUUAUUUUAUGAAACCAAACAUCUUUCUGUAGCUGACGAUCUUCCACAUUUGAAGAACAUUAUAUUAUCGACUCGUGCUAUUAAUGAAGAUGAGAAUAUUGAUGAAGAAGAUAAUAUCUCAAAUGACCAAUGA
Rotaria sp. Silwood2 is the source of this 1266-nucleotide messenger RNA. The record is from the annotation of a GenBank genome assembly. Lineage: Eukaryota; Metazoa; Rotifera; Eurotatoria; Philodinida; Philodinidae.